AUGGAUGAAAUUCUUCUGGAAGAUUACUUGAGAUGCCAUGUGUGUUCAGAGACUUUCAGAGAUCCUGUGUCUCUGAGCUGCAACCACAGCUUCUGUUCAAGCUGCCUGAAUAAAUUCUGGGAACAAACUGGAAACAAGAACUGUCCCAUCUGUAAGAGACAUUCUUCCAAAGAGUUUUUGCCAGUAAAUUUUGGACUAAAGGACCUGUCUGACACUUUUGCUGGCAGACAGGAGUCUGAAUCAUCUGAGACAGAGAGAGAAGAAAGGCAUCCGAUGAGUCACAAAUUGGUUCCUAUAGAACAAGCAGUCAGUGAGCUGAAGGAGCAGCUGAAAUCUGACUUAAAGUAUCUGCAGGACAAGAGGAACAAACACAAAGAGUUGGAGAAAACAUACGAUGAUAUUAUCCAAUACUCUAAGAACAAGCUGUUGUCUACAGAGAGUCAGAUCAGAGCAGAGUUCAACAAGCUCCACCAGUUCCUAAGAGAGGAAGAGGAGUCCAGACUGGCAGCUCUGAGGGAGGAAGAGGAGCAGAAGGGCAAGACUAUCAGCAGAGAGAUGAAGAGGAUUCAGGAGCAGAUCUCCUCUCUGUCAGACAGUAUCUCUGCUGUUGAAGAAGACCUGCAGAAAGACCAGGUGUCAUUCCUCAGCAGUUAUAAAGCCACUCAGAGCAGAGCCAGAGCCCAGAGCUCACUGUCAGAUCCACAGCUGGUCUCAGGAGGUCUAAUAGAUGUGGCCAAACACCUGGGUAACCUGUCCUUCAGAGUCUUGGAGAUGUUGAAGGACAAGGUCCACUUCAGUCCUGUCAUUUUGGACCCAAACACAGCUAAUGCAUACCUGUAUCUGUCUGAUGAUUUGACCAGUGUGAGAUAUGGAGACAAAUGGCAGCAGCUUCCUGAUAAUCCAGAGAGAAACACAGAAACCCCUUCUGUUUUUGGUUCUGAGGGCUUCAGCUCAGGGAAACACAGCUGGGAUGUGGAGGUUGGAGAUCAUCCCAUUUGGAAUAUUGGUUUGGUUAAAGAGUCUGCUAACAGGAAGGGGGAAAGAUAUGCUUCACCAAAAUAUGGUAUCUGGUGUUUGUGGCAUCGUGAUGGUAAAUACUCAGCUUCUGGUAAGAAUCUCUCAGUGAACAAGAGUGUCCAGAGGAUCAGAGUCCAGCUGGACUAUGACAGUGGGGAAGUGUCCUUCUAUGACCGUGAAGACAUGUCUCACAUGUACACCUACAGAGACACUUUCACUGAGAAACUUCUUCCUUAUUUCUCUAUUGGAAAACCUGCUGAAACAUCUGACAUCAGAAUCUGUCAAUCUGAGAUUUUUGUGUUUUCAGACUAG
This is a messenger RNA of Cyprinodon variegatus (sheepshead minnow), 1329 nucleotides long. Its product is annotated as nuclear factor 7, brain-like. The transcript is spliced from 2 exons. NCBI's taxonomy places the organism in Eukaryota, Metazoa, Chordata, Actinopteri, Cyprinodontiformes, Cyprinodontidae. Gene Ontology annotation, molecular function: protein binding. The record is from RefSeq and is a predicted model, not a curated record. Bases 1 to 1329 code for a protein of 442 amino acids.